UACCAUCUCAAUGGAUCUGGAUUUCGGAUUCAGGUAACAAAAAAGAGAAUAUAUAACACCCAAACAGUUGGGUCACUCUAUAAUACUUUGAGGUAACAAACAGAAGUUGAGUGGUUAGAAACGAGGAGCUGUGCUGCUCAUCAUCUACUUUCCUCCUCUACAGAAAUGGCUUCAGAUUCGAAAGUUUAUCACUUCGAUGAGGUGGCACAGCACAAGUACAAGAAAGAUUGCUGGAUUAUAAUCUCUGGAAAGGUCUAUGAUGUCACUCCUUUUCUGGAGGAACACCCUGGAGGUGAUGAAGUCUUGCUAUUAGCAGCUGAUAGAGAUGCAACUGAUGAUUUUAAUGAUGUCGGCCACAGCGAUUCUGCAAAGGAGAUGAUGGAAAAGUACUACGUUGGCGAGGUUGACACAUCCACAAUACCAGAGCAGCCAAAUUACAAGCUGCCUGCAAAAGCAACCGUCCCUCAAGACCAAUCUUCUGGUUUUGUGGUAAAGCUUCUACAGUUUCUGCUGCCCUUGUUGAUACUGGGGGCUGCAUUUGCUCUGCAAUACUAUAGUAAAAGUAAGUAAUUCAGUUGUCCAUUCACACAGAACGUAAAGUUAUUUGAGACCAAGAAUGUCUAUCACUGAAGUGAUGAUAACGGAGGUCUUAUUGGUACUUUUCAUUUAAAUCUUGUACCGGAGUUCUCAUUGGUACUUCACAUUUACAUCUUGUACUACCCUUUUCAUAUAUUUGUAUGUGGGCUUGGAAUCUAUUGACUCGGGGAUGCAUAUUAAAAAGAUUUUCCUUUUCUCAGCAAUA
Messenger RNA from Argentina anserina (silverweed cinquefoil), 802 nucleotides. Its product is annotated as cytochrome b5. Gene Ontology annotation, molecular function: heme binding. Gene Ontology annotation, cellular component: intracellular membrane-bounded organelle; membrane. The transcript has 4 exons. NCBI's taxonomy places the organism in Eukaryota, Viridiplantae, Streptophyta, Magnoliopsida, Rosales, Rosaceae. The record is from RefSeq and is a predicted model, not a curated record. The coding region runs from base 166 to 570 and encodes 134 amino acids.